AUGACCUUGAUGAGGAGUGGCGGCUUGGCGGGCAAGUGCUUUCCUCUGCUCGUCAAGCUUAACGGUUUUCCCACCGACUUCAUCGCAACAGCCCAAUUCUCCUACUCAUCCCCACUCCUCCCUGCUUUCCCCGUCCCCCUCUCCCCUCACCCCUUCUCCACCUCCCUCUCCCCUUUCUUCUCCCCCCAUGGGCGCCAGGGCAAGUGGGCCACAGGGGGCCAGCCAGAGGAUCUGCCAGGCUUCGUCCCGCUGGAGAUCCCCGACGACCAGUUGCAAGCUGCCACGUGGCAGCACCUGCCGCGCCUGUCCCGGGCGGCAGUGCAGCUGGUGGAAGCCGCGGACGUGAUUGGUGCUCGCACGCACUACGACACCAAUGGCAUGCUGCAUAAUACCCAGCAGGCUCCCUCCUCUCCUUCUCUUCCCCCAUCCUCCCCUGCCACUCUUCAGCUGCGCAUGGCUGGGCUGGCAGCAUUAGACGUGAUGCAGCAGGUGAGGCGCACGCUGCUGCUGAUAGCGGAUCAGAUGCGCAUCGCCCCUCUGCUCUUUGGGGCGGAGGGGGGACACGGGCCGGAUGAGCACGGAGGAUCACGAGGGGAUCUACAACGUGAUUGGCCGGGACUUUUACGUGCGCCUGCCGUGCUACAGCCGGGCAUUCCCAGGGUUAGUGCGCCUGCCGUGCUACAGCCGGGCAUUCCCAGGGUUAGUGCGCCUGCCGUGCUACAGCCGGGCAUUCCCAGGGUUAGUGCGCCUGCCGUGCUACAGCCGGGCAUUCCCAGGGUUAGUGCGCCUGCCGUGCUACAGCCGGGCAUUCCCAGGGUUAGUGCGCCUGCCGUGCUACAGCCGGGCAUUCCCAGGGUUAGUGCGCCUGCCGUGCUACAGCCGGGCAUUCCCAGGGUUAGUGCGCCUGCCGUGCUACAGCCGGGCAUUCCCAGGGUUAGUGCGCCUGCCGUGCUACAGCCGGGCAUUCCCAGGGUUAGUGCGCCUGCCGUGCUACAGCCGGGCAUUCCCAGGGUUAGUGCGCCUGCCGUGCUACAGCCGGGCAUUCCCAGGGUUAGUGCGCCUGCCGUGCUACAGCCGGGCAUUCCCAGGGUUAGUGCGCCUGCCGUGCUACAGCCGGGCAUUCCCAGGGUUAGUGCGCCUGCCGUGCUACAGCCGGGCAUUCCCAGGGUUAGUGCGCCUGCCGUGCUACAGCCGGGCAUUCCCAGGGUUAGUGCGCCUGCCGUGCUACAGCCGGGCAUUCCCAGGGUUAGUGCGCCUGCCGUGCUACAGCCGGGCAUUCCCAGGGUUAGUGCGCCUGCCGUGCUACAGCCGGGCAUUCCCAGGGUUAGUGCGCCUGCCGUGCUACAGCCGGGCAUUCCCAGGGUUAGUGCGCCUGCCGUGCUACAGCCGGGCAUUCCCAGGGUUAGUGCGCCUGCCGUGCUACAGCCGGGCAUUCCCAGGGUUAGUGCGCCUGCCGUGCUACAGCCGGGCAUUCCCAGGGUUAGUGCGCCUGCCGUGCUACAGCCGGGCAUUCCCAGGGUUAGUGCGCCUGCCGUGCUACAGCCGGGCAUUCCCAGGGUUAGUGCGCCUGCCGUGCUACAGCCGGGCAUUCCCAGGGUUAGUGCGCCUGCCGUGCUACAGCCGGGCAUUCCCAGGGUUAGUGCGCCUGCCGUGCUACAGCCGGGCAUUCCCAGGGUUAGUGCGCCUGCCGUGCUACAGCCGGGCAUUCCCAGGGUUAGUGCGCCUGCCGUGCUACAGCCGGGCAUUCCCAGGGUUAGUGCGCCUGCCGUGCUACAGCCGGGCAUUCCCAGGGUUAGUGCGCCUGCCGUGCUACAGCCGGGCAUUCCCAGGGUUAGUGCGCCUGCCGUGCUACAGCCAGGCAUUCCCAGGGUUAGUGCGCCUGCCGUGCUACAGCCGGGCAUUCCCAGGGUUAGUGCGCCUGCCGUGCUAUAUCCUGCCUGCCAUCCUAGGUCCUUGUUUUUUCCCACCUGGUUUGCACAUGUCACUGCGUUGCAAGCACAGUAG
This is a messenger RNA of Closterium sp. Yama58-4, 2004 nucleotides long. Lineage: Eukaryota; Viridiplantae; Streptophyta; Zygnematophyceae; Desmidiales; Closteriaceae. The record is from the annotation of a GenBank genome assembly.